CUCCAAAAUUAGGGGUAGUUAACUUCUGCAUCGAAUAGCCUGAAGACGUGUGUGUGAGGGAAGGCUGUGGAGGUCUCAUGCUUUCAUUAUCUCUCUCCCUCCCUCCUUUCUUCCCCUCCCUUUCUCACGCUGCUGCUCCAUGCGGAUGUGACAUUUCACGGAGCCGCCAUUUUGAGAGCCUGGCGUCUCCACACAGAGGCUGAGCAAGCGGAUAGCACAGAAGAGGGCUCAAGGAAAGAAAGAGAUAGAGGGGACUAGGUCAUCAUCUGUUUCCACUAGACUCUGUUUCUCCCUUAUGUACCUUUAGCGACACUAGAAGAAGAGGUCUCCUUAAAUGAGAUUUUGGACAUAAACAGAGGUGGGAGCUUGGAGUGAAUCAGGCCUGCACCGGCUGCGCUGGGAUCCGACCAAUGAGCAGGGGGAGGGGACCGGAGAGCAGCACGGGAGCUGCAAGGCCCGCACAAUAUUGGAACCUUUCUUGCUCAGUGUAAUUAAUAGGAACCUGCGCGGAGUCAGUGAGCUCCCGUGUCUCUCCACCGGUAGCCGUUCAAGGCCCCGGGGGGAGAAGCAAUCGCCUCCCCCCGAAAUCCCCAAUCUUCCACUUACGGCGCCGAAAUUGGGCGAAUAGCGAGUAAAUACGUGCGCGUUUCUCUGCCGCCGGCUCCCUCUGCUCUCCCCCCAGCGCAUCCCGCGGGAAAGGCCCAGGCUGUCGCUGCUGCGCAGGCCCCGCCGCUGCUUUCCACCCCAUCUCCGCAGUCCAAGCCGGCGCAGCGAGCAGGAUUGAAAGAGGCCACGGAGGCCCACCCUAGAACCAUGAACCACCAUCAGCAGCAACAACAACAGAAACCCGGGGAGCAGCAACUCAGCGAACCCGAGGACAUGGAGAUGGAAGCUGGCGACACUGAUGAUCCCCCGAGAAUCACUCCAAAUCCUGUCAUUAAUGGCAAUGUUGCCAUGGCAGAUGGUCAUAACAACACAGAAGAGGAUAUGGAAGAUGAUACAAGCUGGAGAUCAGAAGCUACAUUUCAGUUCACAGUGGAACGCUUCAGUCGUCUCAGUGAAUCUGUGCUUAGCCCUCCUUGCUUUGUACGGAAUCUCCCUUGGAAAAUCAUGGUGAUGCCACGAUUUUAUCCAGACCGACCGCAUCAGAAAAGUGUGGGAUUUUUCCUUCAGUGUAAUGCGGAAUCUGAUUCAACGUCAUGGUCCUGUCAUGCACAGGCAGUACUGAAGAUAAUCAAUUACAAAGAUGAGGAGAAAUUUUUUAGUCGCCGCAUAAGUCACCUGUUCUUUCAUAAGGAAAAUGAUUGGGGCUUUUCCAAUUUUAUGGCAUGGAGCGAGGUUACUGAUCCAGAAAAAGGUUUUAUAGAAGAUGACAAGGUGACUUUCGAAGUUUAUGUGCAGGCUGAUGCUCCUCAUGGAGUAUCGUGGGAUUCAAAGAAGCACACUGGGUAUGUUGGGUUGAAGAAUCAAGGAGCAACUUGUUACAUGAACAGUUUAUUGCAAACAUUAUUUUUUACAAACCAACUUCGAAAGGCUGUGUAUAUGAUGCCCACUGAAGGUGAUGACUCCUCUAAAAGUGUCCCUUUAGCAUUACAACGAGUAUUUUAUGAAUUACAACACAGUGACAAGCCUGUAGGAACUAAAAAAUUAACUAAAUCUUUUGGGUGGGAGACAUUAGACAGCUUUAUGCAGCAUGAUGUCCAAGAAUUAUGUAGAGUGUUACUGGAUAAUGUUGAAAACAAAAUGAAAGGCACCUGUGUAGAAGGAACCAUACCUAAGUUAUUUAGAGGAAAGAUGGUGUCUUAUAUACAGUGCAAGCAUGUAGACUAUCGCUCUGAACGCAUAGAAGAUUAUUAUGAUAUCCAGCUUAGUAUAAAAGGAAAGAAAAACAUAUUUGAGUCAUUCAUUGACUAUGUAGCAGUGGAGCAGCUUGAUGGUGAUAACAAAUAUGAUGCAGGAGAACAUGGUUUACAGGAAGCAGAAAAAGGGGUGAAGUUUCUAACAUUCCCGCCUGUAUUACAUCUUCAACUUAUGAGGUUUAUGUAUGACCCUCAAACAGACCAGAAUAUUAAGAUCAAUGACAGAUUUGAAUUUCCAGAACAGUUGCCGCUGGAUGAAUUUCUCCAAAAGCCAGAUAGCAAGGAUCCUGCUAACUACAUUUUGCAUGCAGUUUUGGUGCAUAGUGGAGACAACCAUGGAGGGCACUAUGUUGUUUAUUUGAAUCCUAAAGGAGAAGGCAAAUGGUGUAAGUUUGACGACGAUGUAGUGUCAAGAUGUACAAAAGAAGAGGCAAUCGAACAUAACUAUGGAGGCCAUGAUGAUGACUUAUCUGUGCGACACUGCACAAAUGCCUAUAUGUUAGUUUAUAUCAGGGAAUCCAAACUUAGUGAGGUUUUACAAGCAGUCACAGAUCAAGAUAUCCCUCAGCAGCUUGUUGAGAGAUUACAAGAAGAAAAGAGAAUUGAAGCACAGAAAAGAAAAGAGCGACAAGAAGCUCAUCUUUAUAUGCAAGUACAGAUUGUGACUGAGGACCAGUUUUGUGGGCACCAAGGCAACGAUAUGUACGAUGAAGAAAAAGUUAAAUACACUGUGUUUAAAGUGUUAAAGAACUCAACACUGGCAGAAUUUGUUCAGAAUCUUUCACAGACCAUGGGAUUUCCACAGGAUCAAAUCCGACUAUGGCCCAUGCAAGCUAGGAGUAAUGGAACAAAAAGGCCAGCAAUGUUGGAUUAUGAAGCUGAUUGCAGCAAAACUAUGAUUGAACUUAGUGACAAUGAAAAUCCUUGGACAAUAUUUUUGGAAACCGUUGAUCCAGAAAUGGCUGCUAGUGGGGCAACACUUCCUAAAUUUGACAAAGAUCGUAAGUAUGAUGUGAUGCUGUUCCUCAAAAUGUACGAUCCUAAAAGUAGAAGCUUGAACUACUGUGGUCAUAUCUACACACCAAUUUCUUGUAAAAUACGUGACUUACUGCCAGUGAUGUGUGAGAGAGCAGGAUUUCCGCAAGGAACUAACCUUAUCCUCUAUGAGGAAGUAAAACCGAAUUUAACUGAAAGAAUUCAAGAUUAUGAUGUAUCUCUUGAUAAAGCACUUGAUGAGCUUAUGGAUGGUGAUAUUAUAGUGUUUCAAAAGGAUGACCCAGAAAAUGACAACAGUGAAUUGCCAACUGCAAAGGAAUACUUCAGAGACCUUUACCAUCGUGUUGAUGUCAUUUUCUGUGACAAAACUAUUCCUAAUGACCCAGGAUUUGUUGUAACAUUAUCAAAUAGAAUGAACUACUCACAUGUUGCAAAGACUGUUGCACAGAGACUUAACACUGACCCAAUGCUUCUACAGUUCUUCAAAUCUCAAGGUUACAGAGAUGGCCCUGGAAACCCCCUUAGGCAUAACUAUGAAGGUACAUUAAGAGAUCUUCUGCAAUUCUUUAAACCUCGGCAACCAAAGAAACUGUACUAUCAGCAGCUUAAAAUGAAAAUUACAGACUUUGAAAACAGGAGAAGCUUCAAGUGUGUUUGGCUUAAUAGUCAGUUUAGGGAAGAGGAAGUAACACUAUAUCCAGACAAACACGGUUGUGUACGAGAUCUUUUAGAAGAAUGUAAAAGAGCCGUUGAACUAUCUGAGAAAGGAUCGGGUAAAUUAAGGCUGCUAGAAAUUGUAAGUUACAAAAUAAUUGGGGUUCACCAGGAAGACGAGCUGUUAGAAUGUUUAUCACCUGCAACAAGUCGGACAUUUCGAAUAGAGGAAAUUCCUCUGGACCAGGUAGAGAUAGAUAAAGAAAAUGAAAUGUUGAUCACAGUGGCACAUUUUCACAAAGAGGUGUUUGGCACAUUUGGAAUCCCAUUUUUGCUAAGGAUACAACAGGGUGAACCCUUCAGAGAGGUAAUGAAGCGAAUUCAAUCUAUGCUGGAUAUUCAAGAAAAGGAAUUUGAAAAGUUCAAGUUUGCCAUUGUAAUGAUGGGUCGGCACCAAUACAUUAAUGAAGAGGACUACGAAGUGAGUCUAAAGGACUUUGAGCCCCAGCCUGGUAACAUGUCCCAUCCCAGGCCUUGGCUAGGGCUUGACCACUUCAAUAAAGCCCCAAAGAGAAGUCGCUACACAUACCUUGAGAAAGCAAUUAAAAUUCAUAACUGACUCGCCUAACCAAGUUUAUCCAAGUCAAGGGACAAUUAAGUGUGUGUGUGUGCACCUUUUUAACAACGCUAGAACUUUGGUACACGUGCACUAAAUUUGAAGUCUACAGCAAGAGGAUUUGCUGCUGAUGUUAAUUUUAUUUUGUUGAGGCUGUUCCGUUUGGCUUCUCUGUAUCUAUCGACUGCCCUUUUUUGAGGAAAAUGAAGGUGUUUUUAUAAAGCUUGAAUGCCAAUAAGAUAUUUUAUGGUAACCCAAAAGCAAGACUAUUGACAGGAGAAGGGGGUAUGAGUUUAGCUGAACAAAUGAGUUUGGAACAACCGGGCCACAGAAGAUUUUGUAGGAGACUUAAGAUGGCUGGCUGCCAGCCAACUGUGGUGUUAUCAUUCCACCAUCAUUGCAGCAAGUAACUUAUGUUUACACUCAAGACAGGUUUCCUCCCUUCAAGAUAAAUGUGUGCAUUUGUAAAUGCAAUCCUCACUUCAAUAAAUAGCAAUCUAUACUUCAUUGUGUACAUUGUUGCCACUUUUUUGGAAAUCGACAAGUACUACCACACAAUAUCUUCAUAUUGUCUCUCUACUUUGCUUCACCAACUUUUGGAAGAUAAGUUCUCAGUAAAAUGUACAGUGCUGUCUGGUGGCAAAUUAGAAAGACAUCUUAAUAUUGGCAUAGCAUAUAUAAAUAUAUAUAUAUAUAUGUCAUACACAGACAGAUGUUUGUGUACAGAUGUAUAUUUUCCAUUGCUAGUGCAAAACACCAUUGUUAACAGCAUUUGAGCACAGAGGGCAUGCUCACUAGUGUUUAGUAUAAGGAAAUGUUUGUACAAAAACUACAGACCCCAAAUAAAAAUUGUAUAUUUAAUGAAUGGAAAUGUACAAAUUAACACACAGAGGUUCAUAUUGUUCGGUGAGUCUGCAAGUCUUUCACUGAUGUUGAUAUUCAUUGUAUGUAGUUAUCUCAUUGCCUUUUCCUCUUGAAGCUUUUUCUUUUUUUGCCGCCUAAACACCAACCCACCUACCCCACUCCCUUACGUUGGAAAAUUUAUUUUGAAUUUAAAGGCAGCCGUGUGUCCAGUUUGAGUGCAGUAAAUAGAUUACAGCCAUUCAACCCAAUUUUACUUUUUUUUCUGGUUUCUUAUUUUAUUUUUCCUGUAGCAGCAGUGUACAACUCUACCUGUAUAUUGCCUUUUUGCUGGAAAAUGUUGUCUGUUGAAUAAACUUUUCUAUAAAAUUGUCA
Molecule: messenger RNA, 5361 nt
Organism: Xenopus tropicalis (tropical clawed frog)
Lineage: Eukaryota; Metazoa; Chordata; Amphibia; Anura; Pipidae
Gene: usp7
Product: ubiquitin specific peptidase 7 (herpes virus-associated)
Exons: 31
Coding region: 814-4128 (1104 amino acids)
Biological process (GO): protein deubiquitination; ubiquitin-dependent protein catabolic process; regulation of protein stability
Cellular component (GO): cytoplasm; PML body; chromosome
Molecular function (GO): cysteine-type deubiquitinase activity
Source: RefSeq, a predicted model, not a curated record